Molecule: messenger RNA, 11934 nt
Organism: Lineus longissimus
Lineage: Eukaryota; Metazoa; Nemertea; Pilidiophora; Heteronemertea; Lineidae
Exons: 6
Coding region: 601-5655 (1684 amino acids)
Source: RefSeq, a predicted model, not a curated record
GUGACGUUGGAAUGAUGCGGCUGCCUGGCCAGCUACUCUUAAGCAUCUUUGCCGUCGCUUAAAUCUCUUCAGCAAAGAUGUAAAAUUUCAUUCCGGUCAUCGUGGGAAACAAAAACAACUUUACUGUGCUAUUUUCCAAGGAGCUUCUUGCUAAUUCCGUGAAUAUAUAAUUUUUUUCUUCACAGACGAUUGGAUAAGAUUUGAAAGAAGCAUUAUUAUAUUGACUGGAUUCAAGUACAGGGUUGGAAGUAAACCUAAACUUGGAUACUGCUCUUUUCAAGAUACUCAAACUGACAACUUUACUGGACUUAUUAGGAUAACCACAUUGUUGGUGAUAGCCUUUUGCUGUUUAUUGGAGAGUCUUGCGAGCGUAUGGAAAACCUAGCCUGAGGAAACGUUUGGAUAAUAUCUUAACGGUUUUGAUGACAGCUAUAAGGUGACCUGUUUCACUGCUACUCCUGAGAAGUUAAAGAAACCCUACAGGAUAUGCUGAAACAUUAGCCACAUUUAUCAUUCAGAUUGUAGUAAAGAAUCUCUGCUGAUUGUACGUUCCACUGCAGUUGACCGUCACUGAAUCUCAGUGUCGAGGUCAAAGAGAUUAUGCCAAGACCCGGUGAUAUCAUAAAUGAACACAUGUCCUACGAUGCAGGAUUCGAACUGAUGAAUAACUUGGACAGUAUGGGAGAAAUGAAACCAGGAGAUGAUACGACAGCAGACAUGAUUGGACAAAUGGACGAUAAACUGAAUCCGAGUGACGCUAUGUUACCGACAGAUUCGAACGAUAAUACGUUUGUUAGACCGCCGUUUAUCAACCUAAUGCAAUCAAUCGAUGCGAAGGUUGAUAGUGAAAUGCGCGAGGAUGGUUUGGAAUCAGCAUUUGAACGUAAUAGUAAAUCUAGUCGGCGCAAACAGUCUAAACCACUGCGCGUGCAACAUGUUGAUCUUCCAAAUAUUGAGUCUGAUCAGAUGGGAGUCACUCAACCUGAGCAGAUGAUGGAAACUACGGAUGGGGUCACUCCAAAGGACGAUCAGCCAAAUAGUACAGGCAACAGCACUUGUAACACUCCAGAAUUCAUGGACACCGAGCAUACAAUUUCUUGUGAUUUUUGCCCGGGAACUUUUAACUCGCUUCACGCUUUGAAGGAUCAUUUAAUCAACACGCAUGCACAUCCCAUGAAUGCUGUUGAGUCACCAUCAGUGUACCCCACGGAAUAUCAUCGACUAGCUAGCGAACUUUAUCCUGUUAAUGGCGAUAGUGGGAAAAGUCAGAACUUUGAAAAUGGUAUUGUGCCGUCAGAAAGUGAAAAGCAGGAGAAUAGUGAUGUGAUGAGAGAGGAGCGUCAGUCGCCCUCUGAUGGCAGUAUUCCAUGUGACAUGCCUGACAGUAAUAUUCAGGGUGAUGGAGAGGUGGUCAAGUCUCAAGGUACGCGUAUCUUCCAUCCAGACGCUUACUGCGAACUUUGUGAUAGGGAAUUCUGCAAUAAGUACUUCCUUAAGACUCAUAAAGCAAAUAAACAUGGAAUCUACGACAAUACGACCAGUCAGGCACCACCACCACCUCUUGGUCCAGUACCACCCAUGCCAAGUCACAUGUUUCCAAUGUUCUUACCUCAACCACCUCCACAUCUACCACCACAGCCGCCGCCGCAAUCACAACCGGAAAAUCUGGCUGCCAUGUCACAUGUCACAUCAGCUACCACAUCACUUCCCACUCCCAUUGUCACGUCACUUCCCUCAUCUUUGCCGCCAAUGCCAAUGAUGAUGCCGUCAUUACCACUGCCGGAGCCCAGUAAAAAAUCGCCACCUGUCCCAGAGCUGACCAAACCCAAGACAUCGGAGACCCCCACCUCCACUGCUUCUGGCGUUAAUGGAUCGGACAUGGAAGACUACUGUGAAAUCUGCCAGAAACAUUUCUGUAACAAGUACUACCUCAGAAAACACAAGUUGGAUGUUCAUGGUAUUCAGACCGAUCCACCAGCAAACAAGCGAAGUCGCUCCAGCCAUCAUGAUAGUCUGCCCUUUGGUGGAAUGGGUGGUCUCGCGCCUCCGAUGUUUUUACCUCAGAAUAUACCAAAUUCCAUGACAAAUAUCAUGUUGAUCAAUCCGUUUGGCCCAUUAAUGGCACUGCCACAAAGUCCAUCGCUAUUUCAUGCACAACUUCCACAGCUACCUCAGUCGUCAACUCCACUCAAGUCUUCACUGCAGUCCACUCCAGGAUUAGAUGACAGGGACAAGGACCGAGAACAACGUGACAGGGAACGUGAAAGAGAUCGAAAACAGCGGGAAAGAGAUCGGGAACAUCAUGAGAGGGAUAGAGAACACCGCGAUAGGGACAGAGAGCACCGUGAGAGAGACCGCGAACACCAUGAGAGAGAUCGGGAAUUGAGAGAACGGGAUCAUGAUAGGGAUCGGGAACAUGAGAGAGAACAGGAUCAUGAUAGAGAGAGGGAACGAGACCGAGAUGGAGAACGUGUGAGAGAAUUUGAACUUGAAAGAUCAUAUGAACGAGAGAGGGAGAGGGAUCGUGAGGGGGAUUUAGAACAUGAGAGAAAUCGAGACAGUGCUGCUGGUAGUCCUAACUCUUCAAUUGGGCAACUGUCUCAAGAAGCUCUUCGCAGUAUGGGGGUACUGAAUGCUGAUGCCUACUGUGAACUUUGUCGGAAAGAGUUUUGUAACAAGUAUUUUCUCAAAAUACACAGGGCCAACAAACAUGGCUUGUUUUUAGACGAUUCCCCAAUGAAACGGUCCCCCACAGGAUCAGUUUCGAACCAGUCUACCUCUUCACCGUUUGAUGCUUUGGGCCCAAUUGGUGACAAAGAUGGUGAAAGGCCAAUUAAGAGAGAAACCAGUACAACACCUACUAACUCUUCCAGUAGGAUAGGCACCCCUGGUACCCCUAGUGAUGCCAAUAUGCCACUUAACUUCAGUACGUAUGGUGAACAACGUCAUGAUGACAGAAGUCGCCAGCAGAUGGAACAACAAAUCCGCCAACAUGUCGAUCAGCAACUUCGUCAGCAGCAGGCAGAGCAAGCCAUGAGGUUUCAGGCAGAUCAACAUAUGAGACUACAAGUUGACCAGCAGCGACGUGAGCAGGCUGGGAGGGACCGUGAGAUGAGGCAACAAGUUGACCAACACAUGAGGAACCAGGAGCAGAUGAGGCAACAUGACAGGGACAGGGAGGCAAGGCAUCAGGCUGAACAACAGAUGUCGCGACCUUUUGAUCCAACAGCAAGGCCACCAGUCGAUCCAGAAGCCAUUUGCGAAAUUUGUAGCAAAGAAUUCAUCAACAAGUACACAUUGCAGAUCCAUAGACUUAACGCUCAUGGGAUUUCAUCGAGAGAUUCAGAAACUGCCAGCACACCUACAUCUGAUGUUGAUAAGCCUGCGUCCUUGCUACCUCAACCUAUGCCAGCCGACCAUCCCUCGCCCUUACCACCUGUUUCAUCGAGUGGAAGUGACAUCCCCACUAUGCCUACCAUGUUCAGCAGUAUGAUUGCUGCCAAGCUGGCAGACCGGGUCAUGUGCGAUAUCUGCAACAAGGAAGUGUGCAAUAAAUAUUUCCUCAAAACGCAUAAGAUGAAAAUGCAUGGAAUUCCACCUCCUCCUGGCAGCUCCACCCCUAAACCUCAGGAUCGCGAUAAAGCAAAAACCCCAUCGAUCCCUGAUGGUAAAAUGUCCCCCGUUUCACCAGUUGCCCGUCUCAUGAAGGCUGAGAGCUUCAAUGGAAGUAACGGAUGUCUAUCUAAAGCAGAAACUCUGAAAAAUAGUGAUAAACCUCUGCGUCAUGAUGAACUCUUGAAAAUGGGUAUCGACCCUGAAGCGUAUUGUGAGCUGUGUAAGAAAGAGUUUUGUAGUAAAUAUUUUCUGCGCACUCACAAACUCAACAUGCACGGUAUUCGGUCGGAUAAGCCAGAGCCACCGCUAAUGAAGAAAGAGGACUAUCUGUUCAAGGAUUACAGCAAAGAGAGGGAGAGGCUCUUCUUUCCAUUUCUUGGCAAUGACUUCCCUUAUGGAGGCUAUGGUCAUCCACCUCAGUCGUUGCCUCUACCGCCCCCAGUAUCAAUGAACUCUGUCGCAAUGCCAAUGGAGGAGAACAGUCAGGACAGUGCUGGGUCGAUCAAGAGCAGUAAUGCGGACACUUCUACUACACCUUAUGAUCCAAUUCAGUCUUCUCCAUUGAAUCUCAAAUCAGACAAGUCAAAAACGCGAGAACCUGCAAAUAUGAUCCGUGUGAAAUGUGAGAUUUGUAAUAAGGAACUCUGCAACAAAUAUUUCUUGCGCACUCACAAACUGAACAAACACGGUAUUCUCGAUGAGUCUCUUGGCCUGAACAUGAACUCUUCUUUUAAACUUACCGAUCUCCAGAAAAGUAUGUUAAUGGCCGAGAACCCGUUGUAUUUUAAUGGUAAGUCCAGUUAUAUGGACCGCGUGAAACAGGAGCCGAUGGAUGGGAUUUUGGAUGCUCAAUUGAAGCUCAAUGCUUACGAGAGUCAGCGAACAAUGGACAAUAAUAAUGGCAAUGGCGGUAGUGUGGAUUCUAGUCAGUAUCGCAAUCAGUCACCUGUGAACGACAAUCAGUCCGAUAGCUCCGAUGGAAGUCGCUACUUCAGGUAUUACACAGAGGUGUGUCAUAUAUGUCAGCGCCGCUUCAAGAGUCUGAAAUGGCUCAAAACUCAUUUGGUUGUUGAACACAACAUAAAGGAGGAGUACAUCCAUGACAUGUUGCGUGAAAACUCUCGUAUCAAGGACAGUAUCAUUCAAACGUGUAGUCUCUGCGGCAUGCUCUUUCCUGAUAAAGUCGGUCUUCAGAUUCACAUGCUUCAAGAACACAAUGCAGAGGUAACUCUUCCGGAAAAGAAUGACAUUUCACCUCAGAACAAACCAAAGGAAUUUAAUCUAACGAACAAUGAACUUGCAUCUAAUGUUAACAGUAUCAGUCAAAACCUGAAACGAAAGUACUCUAAAACCGUAAAGCAAAAGCUGCAUAGCUGUUCGCACUGUGACUAUAAGACCAGGUGGCUCAGUAAUAUCUACACACAUGAGGAACGCAAGCACAAUAUCCGUAAACCCAGGAAACAUCAGUUUUCCUGCAACAAGUGUCAAAGAGUAUUCCGUUAUGAACAUUCUCUCUACCGGCAUAACAUUGAGUGCCACAAGCUCGGAAGUUCUGGCAUCCUCAGCAACCAUUUAACGAAUGGAAAAUCAUCUUCCAGAUUCCGUUGCGGUCGUUGCAAGACACGUUUUGCAACACGGGAGUUGUGUAAGCUACAUAUCCGGCAGGUUCACCUCAGAAAUACUGACCUCACUGAGAAGAAGUUCCGUUGCUCCAAUUGUGAGUAUAAGACUAACUUUGCCACUAACUAUCGGAAUCACAUUAAGCAGAAACACGCCCAGAAGAUGCUCUUGGAGCCCCUGCAGAAUGGCCCUUGUAACGGCGAGAUGGCAACAGAAAGUGACGAUGGCAAGAAGACACCAGUUGCCUAUGCCACUCCAUGUGACCUGACCAGCCAAUCGUCAUUCAUCAUGCAGCCAUUUAAGCUGAUGGACGACACCAAGGCGGGCCAGUUCGUGACGGCGGUCGUCUACCUUCCUGUCUACCAGAAGAUUAGUGAACCAGUCACCGUGAGCUUUCAACUGAGCCCAACCGAACAGUAGAGCAGCAUUUUGUUAUGAGAGGUAAAGUUUUCACACAAGUCCAUUUCAUCUAAGCUAGCCAGAAUCGCCAUAUAUUUUAUAGAAGGAACUGUACAUCAAGUAUGGCUGAUCUUGGCCAGCUUUAGCAAGAAGUGGGCUCCUAGAGUCCAGAUUGACUGUACAUGUUACACAGUAAUAGUCUCGUUCCUUGUUGAGAUGAAUUAUAAAGUGCUUUCACUUCAGCUAGGACAGAGAUGUCUGUGUCAAUCUCUAUGUUGUUACACAUCAAUUUUGGUCUUCUGGGGUGAAAUAUAAAAUGUAUUUGUUUUGUGGCUGCAGACUACUGCAUAGACUCAGGGUGAUAUUGUACACUUUAUAAGCAACAAUGAUAUUUAUAUGAUGCCCAAUUUUAUGAAAAGUUCAGACGAUAAUUAUUUAUUGAUAAUUUAAUAUGAAUUAUGCGGGAGUGAAUCGUUCCAAAAGAUUAUGAAAAUUGCUGAUGCGAAGGUGUCAGCGUUAGUUUGGUAAAACGUACUGUCCUUGUCAGGCUAUAUCUACACAUGUAUAAAGGGUGUUGCUUUUUCAUUGUGUGUGAAAAUUUGCGGUCUUGUUAAUUUAUUAAAUAUAUAUUAUAAUUGUGUGCAAUGAUUUUAGCUAUAGAUAUAUUAUCAUGAUGCCUUCUAUCUCCAGAAAACUGCCCACCUUGUACAUGUUGUAUUUUUAUACUGUAGUAAGAAAUCUAUGUUGAGAGAACGAAACUAUUGGCACAAUAACUAUUAAAGAGAAAAAGGAUCUUAAUUACAUAUAAAAUGGGAGUUGAGUAAAAUAGGAGUAAAUAAGUUAAGUCUAAUGAGAGUUAAGUAAAAUGGGAGAAAUUAAGUUAAGUUUUCAUAUCUGAUAAAGUGGAGGCCACAGUACAGUUUAAUUCCAAUUUUGCCAAGGUACCAGUCGAUUAUUGCAUUUCAUUUAUUUCUAUUCAACAAAAACAGAGAACAGGCAGUUAAAGAUAUUAUUUUGUAUCCUGAGUUUUGAUGUUUUCUGAUGAGCCAUUCUGGUCACCUUGGUAAAGUUAGGAAGUGUUGUUUUCAUGUGAAUUGUUUGCUUGUAAAUUUGUAAUUAGAUGUGUAUUGAAGAGAAAGGACUGGAACAAACCCAUUUGGAUUAUUUUGAGGAGGGGAUGAAAAGUAUUAAUAUCAAGUAUUGUGGCUUCACUUUGUUGGACCUGAUUGAAUGACAAGGUACUGGAGACAUAUUGAUAAGCAGGCUCUGGCCUGACUGAUAAGUUGUCAUAUAGAUAUAAUGGCAUUGUCAUAGAUCUAAGCGAAUUGUGAAAGUCUGAUUAUAAGUUUGUAAAGAUCUAUUGAUAUCUUGCAUAGGUCUAUUGAUAAGUUGGCACUUUCCUCAUCAAAUUGAUGAGUAAAAGAUGUUUCCUUCCAAUGCCAUCAUUAUCAGAUCUCUCAGGUGGGAGAGAGUCAUAGCCGGACUUGUGCAGCCACCCUCUACCUAACUUAUUCAACUAUUUAUUUCAAUACACCAUGGCCAUAAAUGGGGUGGUUUCACAAGUUCAACACUUUAGUUUCUCAUGAAUAUUGUAUCUAAAUGAAUCCGCCAUGUUUGUUGUCGAGUCUGUUUAGACUAACACAAAUGAUGUAUAAAAAGUAGGGCACCCUGUGGUGUAAUCGGUGUAAAUUAGUAAGGAAAACUGUACAUUAAUUAGUGAGUUGGAAAAAUGUUUGUACCCUUUUGUUGCUUAGCACAUUUACCACACACGACUUGAAACGUACCGGGGUUAGUGGUACGUCGAAAUAUAGUUAUUACCACUGCCAACUGAGGGCGCUAUUGUUAUAAUAAAUGAAUCUCAUGGCGCAUUUCAUGACUAGAUCUUAACUCGUACUGUUAGUGGAUCUCUAUGUUGUAUGCAUUGUCAUUUUAACCCUUUCAACUCUCAAGAAUGCUUAAAGGGACUAUGAUUGUUGAGGUCAUAUGUGAGUGUGAAGGGGUUAACUUACCCUCAUAGGACUGGGGUUUCUUGAGAAAUCUAUCUUCUACCCUCUGUGAAUGAGAAAACCAAUCACAUCGUUAAAAUGAUUGUCUCAAAUAGUCUAAAAUGAGGACAAUGUGGCCUUUUGGGUUUGGCACAUUGCAAACAUUUGGUAAAUUUUCUGUCAUUUUUAUGUGGGGAUGUAAGCUCCUGUCCUGUGAGGGUUAAUGAUACGCACAUUGGACAUGUAUUAUGUACUACUUGUCAUAACCAAUAUUGUCGUCUAUAUUGUCAAAUCGUGAUUGAGAACAAAUAAGAAAAAUGUGAUAAGGAGCAGAUGACAUUUGGUUGUCAUGAUCUCAACACUUACCAUUGUAAGAAAGCCGCAAUACCGUGUACACGAAGCACAGUUUCCUAUAUAAAGAUGUGCAGGGAAUUGCGGUAUUCUUUUGGUGAAAUGAACAUUAGCUAGCAGUGGAUGAAUUGCAAUUAUAAAUAAGCUUUUGGCAUCAUGAACUGUAGUGUGUAUAAUGUUAACUUGACAUGUCAAAUGAAAUUCCGAUUAUUAGUCAAAUUUGAAUGUCAGGUUUCUAGUACUUCCAUGUUUUCGAUGUUGAUAUGCUCUCCAAGAUAUAGAAAUGGACUAUGGCUGAAUGUGUAUUAUUGUCUUUGUAAAAUGCAUGGGUACGAAUAAUUUUUAGUUUCUGAAUCCACUUGAGAAAAUGUUGGUAAAAAGAGGAGUUAUGCUGGUAGGCUUAAAUGUGCACAUGAUGAAUUUUAGAGAAAUAUUCCUUUUUAUUUUUCGUUGUUAUUUUCGCACCGUAUUCCACAAAGCCCUUGUAGAUAUCUUAUCUUCGUGCAGCCUGCUCCCUGCUUUAAUGCACGUAAACAUGUACAGUCACCCUAAUGCUCCUGAAAAGGCACCAAAUCUACAGACAGACUAUUGAAGCUAUGGGUUGAGGGAAUUCCUGUCAAUUUCUACAAGGCACCCUCAUAUGAAAUGACUGAUUUGGUCAAACUGAGACAGACUAAUUUCAACCUAAAUUUGCCAGAUCACAGUGUACAUCUACAUGCAUUAACUUGUGUAAUUGUACAUGAACCUAACAAGUUCAGCCUGAAACACACUCAGAUCCAAAAUAAUGAAAACACAUGUAAUAAUUUACUCCAUUGAUUUUAUUGUGGCCGUAUCAUGACCAAAAGCUAUCAACUUUAUAGAUAUUUCUCUAACAAAUAUUGGUUUUACAGUUUGCCUGUAUGAUACAAAUCAGUCCCUUUGGAGUAGAAUAUGCGAUGAAUAUGACUCCCUCCAGUGUGAACAAAACGUAAUCAUACCAUUGCCUUGGUAACAUGAAAAUAACCAGCCCAUGAUGUUGACAUUUGUAAAAUGAUUUCGAUCACUUCUCAUUUGGCCGCAAAUGGAGUUCAAAAACAAAUAAAAGGCCUAGCCACUGUGAGUCAACAUUUGACAAACUGCAGUGAAAAGAUUGCCCAGUUUGCCACAGAAACCAUAUUGCUCUUAAUGUGUUGAAAUACUGGUUAGUGUGUUUUAGCAGUCAAACUGGCUUUACAGUUUCAGUGGUGGUAUGGAUUAGACUGUGCUGAAUACUCCAUAUUGUGAUGUUUAUAAAAGCUGGACUAUUUAAAAUGGGCUCGGCGAGACUGGACCAGGCUGGACUACCAUUUCCACACUAGAGGUCAUAUUCAUUAACUUUCCAAAAAUGCAACACUUUCAGUAUUAAGUUUCGAACAUGUAAAGUUAAGGCCCUGAAAAAAUGGCACAAAGAUAAAAUUUGUAUUAUACAGGCAAAUAUACAACACUAGUGAACUUCUGUAUGGUUAUGCACUGUCAGGCUCCAAACUGAAAAGUUGUGAACACUGCCUCUGGUGUAUUGUAAAUGUUUCAAACUACUUGUACAUACUUUGUUCAUUGUGAUAGACCUUAUCACUUGACUUGCUGCUCCAAAUUUUGCAACAAAUCUUAAACUUCACGAUGCUAAAAGCACAGUCUGUAUUGACAAUCAUUUUUCUGCUAUAAUAAGUCAACAAUUCUGAUUAGGUUUUAUUAGAAAUCAAUAAUAAGGAACAUUAAAAUUACAUGUACUGUUAUCCAUCAUAAAAUAUUGUCAAAGUAAAUCCUGACAACUAGAGGUAGUUGAAAAGUGCUGAAAAAUGUGCUGUGAGAUUUGCAUCAAGUCCUUAGUGCAAUAACAAAAUAAGAAACAUAAGUAUCUUCCCUUAAAUGUCAACAGUAUAUUAAACCUAUUGAUUUUUACUACAUAUUUCAUCAAAAAGCGCUGCAGUGUUUUUGAGAAACACAUGUAUGAACCAUACUGCUGUUCAUGUCCCUUUUAAAAAUUUUACAACAAAAGGGAAUUAACUCAAGAAUGAACUUCAAAGACCUUAACUUAAUCAUUGUUGGUAAAAUAAUGCCGUUUUGAUAUUUUUGUACCAGUGAUGCUCAUAACCCCCUCUAAUGACCAGUUUUCAUUGUGAGACAAAUUUAAGAUGUAGAAUAUGUGCACUUGUCAUAAUAUUUACGAUUUGCGAUACGAUCAAAAUGAGACAAAUUUCCAUGGUCAUUCAAUGGUCAAAAAAGCACCAUGAGGGUUGGGUGGGAAGAGAGGCAGGUAGCACAUUGGCAUUGAUACAAACUCUAGUUUGCUCUUUUUGAAUUUUUACGGUCAACAUUUAUAAUUGUUUAAAAGUGAAGGUUUCAACACAUGACAUUAUUAUCUGUCUUCAGAAGACUUAAGCUGUGAUCUGGAAAAGACUGACGCCCUUCACAUUAUCAAAUUAGGUCCAAACCUUUUGUGUAUGGACAGCAUACACAAUCUGUCUCUGGUGCACCAUACAACUUUAUUUGUCUCAUUAUCUCCAACUGUAGCAAGGAUUUGACAAAUUUUCCUGUUUUCCUAAUGUGGUGCAUGAUAGAGUAAACUAGUCAACGAUAGGUGCAUUAUGAAGUCUUUCCAUGAUUUUGCAAUUCCAAAACCAAACUGGUUAAUCAGUCAUCAUUAAUGUAUGUUUCCUGUAAAAUGUUGACCAUCAUGAAACAUAAACAUACCACAUGUCUUUUUAAAUCUCAAACCAAGAUUGUUGCACUGUCAGUGCAUGGAUUUCAGCCAAACUGAGUUAACACAGACUGCAGUUGAUAUACGGUGCAUUCAAACCUUAGAUCAUUUCAAAGCGUGUAUAAUGCUUAAGAUAACUUGCCAUUUCCCUUGUUAUUAUGUAUUUCUUUUCCAUGCAGUGGUGUUAUAUGAUUUGAUAGCACAUUUUUAUGACUGUAUAUUAAAUACCUAGUAGUUCAUUUUUGCCUUUUUGUAAAAAUGUGUGUAGUCUGAUGUUGGAAGUGCCCUGAUGUUGGUGGGACCCAGCUUGUUGAGUACCAGAGGCAGUGUUAGUAUUAAAGAAGCCAACCCUAGCUUACUGUUAUAUAGAGUGUGACGUCAUGAAGUUGACACUGUCUCACCAAAUCAAGCCAACUAAUGGCUUUUCUUUUAAGCCAUUAUAACGAGAUUCGAUGUUGAAGUUGUUUGUCUGCAACGUAAUCCAAAAUGAUACAGCAGGAUUCUUCAUGAUUGGUUGAUUUACAAGACAUUGUUAAAAGACCUUGUGAGUACGAAAUUCGAAAACAGCUAACAAUCAUUAAAAGCUCACCUCUAGAGAUUCAAUGAGUUAUCACAAAUGAGGGGUUUGUGUUCAUUCUUAAGAAAUUAUCAGAACAUGUGCUCUAUAAACUACUUAAAGAGUAAAUGAUUUCGGAAAUUUCUUAAUUUUUUCCUUCAAAACAUAAAGAAUCUUACUCUUUGUAGCACUACUUCAAGUUCUCAUUGGUGCAGAUAUUAUUUGGUUAAAGAUCUAUCAUAUUGGCAAGAAUUGAUGACAUUGAAGGCUUGUAUCUCCCCAAACAGGUUCAGAACAUGUGUAUUCCUUUGUUAUUUUGACAUUGGCUAACAUUUUAUUGAGAUUAAUAUGUCGAUCUCGGCCAACCAGUGGUGAAAUCAUGUAAAGUGUGAUCCAAGUCAACCAGAGCUAGAACAUAAUGCUAUAUAAUGUAAACCAUAUUGUACAUGUUUACUUACGGUUCUAGUUUUGGUGGAACUGAAGUGGUUGGAGGGUCUUGAUUUUUGUGGGACACAUUAAGUUUGUAGCAUGUCAUCCACCUGAGUGCAGAAUGUGCAACCAAAUGUACAUGUUUCUAGCUCUAGUUUUGUUGGAAUACACUAGCACCGAUUCAGUUCAACCUCAGUCUGCAAAAUUGUGUCAUAUUUUAUCUUCUGUUGAGUGCAAUAAGAUAUUUUCAAACAUAUAAAGAA